GUGUACUUUAAUGAAGGAGUUAAUUUAAAUCAUCAAAAUGAGUUUUAAGAAAAUUGUGUGUUUAAAUGUUUGUGUUAUGUUUAGUACAAUGAUGUUAAUGUCAGCUGUUAAUGGAGCUUCGACGGUGCGUGAUAUUAAAUCUACGGUAGAAUCUCUGUUUAACAAGGUGACAUCAGAACAAGUGAAAAGAGAUUCGCCUUAUAUUCCACCGUUAUUUUGGGAAAAGAAGCGUGGAAUGUGGGAAAGUGACGUCAGAUUUUACUUUCAUGGGCAUGAAGAUCUUUUCCUGAUGCGAGAGGCAUUCCGGAUCUACGACGAUAACAUGUUUGCAACUACCUGGAUUACGUCCUGUCUGCUAGAAUCAUUUCGCUAUGGAGACGCACCAAAACCGACGGACGAAGCUAUUACAGCAGCGGUACUUGCUAUUGAGGAGUACCAUGACAAGAACGUCAACUAUUCCAACUCCUUAAUGACUUUCUGGCCUCAGAAAUAUAAUGCGACGUACAAAGCGUGGUCAAGCUAUCCUUAUAACUUGCAUCAUUUCUUUGACUUAGCGGCGUCUACUAAUUUCUCGUCGUUUGAGAAUAUUCUAGACAAAAUCGGACUGCAUGAUAUUGCAGAAAUUAUGGAGAGACUUCUGAAAACAGAGAAUGGAUACCUACGAGCUUUUCAGAUACCUCCGGACUUUGAUGACACUUUUGUCAACCUUGGUUUGGGCUCUUUAUUAGCUGAAAUGAAGGAGGAAUUUCCAGCAGCGCAUGCGCAAUGGCAGUCUCAAAAUACCAACGUGACGUCAGUGUUUGAUGCAUUGAAGAAAUACGCUUACCGUCCGAUGUCCUCUGAUUUUAACGUGAAUGCCAUCGACGCUAGAACCUACUUCUACCUAAGAUAUUUUCUACAGAAAGUCCCUAAAGAUGAAGAUGUCAUUCUUGUACCAACGUGGAUUCAAAACCCCGAGGAACUGAAGAGUUGGGAAAAGAGGGGAGUUGAAAUGCCCCUGAAUACGAACAACGUUGACGUGACAGUCGCGGCCAACUCAGUAUUCGGCAUGACCACAUCCGUUCUUAACGGUGUCGUUGAUGCUACGAUGCUGGAUGAUCCUGAACUGAGGCAAAUAUACUGGAACACCUCAAACCUGAUCGCUUCAAUGAUCCAGACCAACUUCAGCUCUAGACACGACCUGGCACUACUUUAUUAUCCCUCCGCUAUUGAAUUCUAUUGGUUUGUUGCCCGCACGUAUGGGGAGAUCACACGCAAAGAAAGACACGCACCGUUACCACACCCGAUUUUGAAUGACGUCAAAGAACUUCUCAGCGAGGUUCUACACGAUCACAUGACCUCCGAUCUUCUCAAUCAAGCGAAGAACGACAGCAAAGGUCACGUGUACUACGAUGAUUUUGUUGGGGACGGUGACCUAGAUGCCAAUAAUAAAACUGUGGUUCGUGGCCAAGAUCGCCUGUUUACGACAGGGAUGGCGAUUAACGCUUUAUUGAGCACGUGGACUGUAUUUGAUGAACAGACUAAGAGACUGAUAUGGGAGAAAGACACGCCAUCAGAGGUUAAGGACACCGUAGCAAAGGCCGCUGCCUUCCUACAAGCGAACGAGUUUGGCCUCAAUUACCAACCAUGGAACGCUUUUUUCUCCGGCUCAGUAAAGGGACAGACGACGGGUAUAGCCUAUCCGAUGAACCGGAUAACACUCACACCAGGCGAUAAGCCACAUAGCUAUGAGGAAAUGAUGUUUGCAGUGCAAGGCGUGAUUUAUGAAGAGGAAUACCAAGAACUUGUUAAAAAAGGCGUUAAUGGAAGGCCAGUGCCCAUUGAUUUCCAUGGCUACAACAAUUAUCCGGACUUCUGGCCAUUUUGGAGUUCAGAGCCUUACACAUAUGUUACAAACAUGCUGGCUCUUGCAAAAUUUUCAAAUACGUAUGAAGAGUAUGAGUUAUUUGAUUAAUGAACUUUAACAUUUCUUUAAUCAUAGAAUAAUGAGUUUAACGUGAAAGCAAUUAAUAGUACAUCAUAUAACAUAUAUGGACCUUUGUCUGUUUUAAGUAGCUUUUUCUUUGAAUUGUCAUGAACGAAAUGCAGUGAAUGUCAGCUCGAUCAAACUUCAUACUACCGAUAAAUGUUAGUAACCUUUAUUCAUUCAUAAAUGCCUUUCCUUUAAAGGUAUAGGCAAUUGAUACAUUUCCUUAAAGCUUGAAUUCUAAUAAAUUUGAACAGUUUGAUCAUUAAUUCACCUUAAAUUACAGAUCAUUACAACAAAAAUUAGAACAACGCAAAACAUU
This is a messenger RNA of Mya arenaria, 2288 nucleotides long. RefSeq lists its product as uncharacterized. The record is from RefSeq and is a predicted model, not a curated record. The transcript is spliced from 8 exons. Bases 38 to 1954 code for a protein of 638 amino acids. NCBI's taxonomy places the organism in Eukaryota, Metazoa, Mollusca, Bivalvia, Myida, Myidae.